This is a messenger RNA of Rotaria socialis, 405 nucleotides long. The record is from the annotation of a GenBank genome assembly. NCBI's taxonomy places the organism in Eukaryota, Metazoa, Rotifera, Eurotatoria, Philodinida, Philodinidae.
AUGUAUUUUGAUUCAAAAGGGUGGGGCCAUUUUUCUUUCCCAAUUAGUAGUAACGAAACGCGUCAUACACAAUAUCGACCAGAAACUCAUCUUUCCUAUGUAAAAUGGCAUAUCCUGCGAUCGAGUCUCAAUUAUACGGGGCCAUUUUUAACAUCAUCAUCAUCAUCAUCAUCAUCGAUUCUUAUCGACAAUGAAUACAAAUCAAUGAUCGAAGAAUCUUAUGCAAUCAUUCUUCUUCUUAUUCAACUUCUACUUGCUUUAAUUUUAAUGAACAUAACAAUAAUAAGUUGGAAAAAAUAUGCAAAUUAUCAAAAACAUUAUAAAAGAAUUGAACAUCAACAGUUACGAAGUGAAAAAGAAACUCAAGGAGAACCAUAUUAUUAUGAAAUCGUUGAUAUAGUUUAA